Molecule: messenger RNA, 3765 nt
Organism: Xyrichtys novacula (pearly razorfish)
Lineage: Eukaryota; Metazoa; Chordata; Actinopteri; Labriformes; Labridae
Source: the annotation of a GenBank genome assembly
GAUUGAUCGAGUCUGCACAGGUAUAGGGUAGGAAAGGAAGAGCAGAGGACAUAUCUUUUGGGAGUAAACAAUAGGUUUCUUUUUAGAAGUACUGAAACUCUCUGGGGGGGCUUUUCAUGGACAAAUAAGGCUCAAUAUCUCUGUCGUUUUGGCUGAAAACAAUGAGCUGCGGUGAAGUUCGUCAGAGGAAGCUGGUGAGCACAGCUGUUGUUUGUGACUGUCGGUAAAAGUUUCCUGACUCAUCUUAUCAGCGUCGAGGCUCGGACACGUCUCCACCGCCUCUGUGCCUAACUCUCUUUUUAUUACUGUUCAUUUUUUUUUACAUUAUGGGACCCUUUUUAUCAUAGGUAACGUAAAGUAUGAAUUUAAGGUGCUGUUUUGUUAAAAUUAAGAGUGUAUGUGGUGGUUUGAAGAAGAGGGGUGUGUUUCUCGUCGUCAGUACUGUGCCCUCUGGACUGCCGGUUGAUGCCCCGCCUGUUGUCCGCGCGCAGGUGCACCUAUGACCAUGUUGUUCCACCUGUUCAUACUCCUCCAACUCCUCACAUGUGUAGAUCUGGUCUGUGUGAGGAGGUUACUGUCCAAAGGUGAAGCAGACCAAGAAGGUAAGUGACGUGAUGGUGACAGCAUCACAUCUGAAUUAAUCUACAAGUUUCUCCUAUUUACAUAUUUUUGUGUUUCGACACCAGUGUUUGUAGAUGAGGGGGACGCAAAUUCGUUCCUGGGUCGCCAUCUACUGUUCAACCGGUUCGACUUUGAAAUGUUUGUGCCUGGAAAUCUAGAAAGGGAGUGUUAUGAAGAAAUCUGCAAUUAUGAGGAAGCCAGGGAGGUCUUUGAGAACACCCCAGAUACAGUUAAGUGAUGCUACUUUCUGCUUAGAGCAUGUUGCAUGAAAGGAAAAGGCUUCACCAUCACCUCAACAUCUCACUGAUGUGUUGUUUUGCAGGAUGCUUUCUGGAAAAAAUACACUGAAGGUAAGAAGGAGAGAGGAGUAGCCCAAUCAAUAGUUUUAAUCCAUGUUAUUAAGUAUAAUAUAAGACAAAAAUGUUGUGGAGAUUUGUGCUGCUGAGGUAAAAUGUUCUCCUUCUAGCAAGAGCAAUUGUGCUACUUAUGCACUCAAAACCUGUUUUGCCACUUGUUCAGCAGAGCACUGUAGCUUUCAAAUUUAUUACCUUGUUUACAAGACAAAGAAACACUAAAAUUCCACUUGUUCUGAAUAACUUGAGACUUAUUUUUUAAUUGAUGAUGACUGCAUGCCUAUGUGCAGCAUUUUUACUUGUACUCCACCUCCCCUCUAAAACUGAAGGGUCAAAUUCAGAAGAAAGAGAGGACUCGCCCUGUGACUUCAGAUGGCUUCCUUUUUCAUGCAGUGUAACUCACUGUCUGCUCUGUGAUGCUCCACAGACAAGGACAAGCGCGCCUCCAGAGUGGACGUGACCUCUCUGUUGGUGGCACUGAUUUCUGCUGGAGUGAUCAUUGUUAUAGUGGGUCUAUUGCUCUGGUAUUUCUGUCAAGGCAAAUGCAAGGAUGACUUAAGCCGUGCAAGGUGAGUGAGAGAGAAUUUAUUAACUACUAAUUUAUUCACUACUGCUUUAAACCAAUCGCUGUAACUGGACAUGUCUGUAAAAAAACACCACACAACCUGAGUUGGAUCAUUAGAGUUCCUCCUUUUAAGUGACAAAAGUCAAAGAUAUUCACUUUACUGUUUCACAACAACAUGGAGGGCUGAAACUGAUUCAUGUUUAGUAUCUUUCCUUGUGAAACUGAGAAUCAAACUAAGCAAAAUGUUUAAAAGUUCUCUGUGAGUCAACAUGCUGCAAUGUAGAGUCUACUCCUACAUUUUGACAUGCAGUAGUGUGACAAAGAUAAUUUAAUAUCAAAGUUCCUGUGAGGAACUCUCAGAUUGUGUCAGUCUUGGUGCCCCCAUGUGGACGAAGCAGUCUUUGUUUAUCAUGUCCCAUACAUGCUUAACUAGCAUCUUCUGGCAAAUAAGCGCCAUUGUUGUGCUUCUCAUGGUAAUAUUUACAACAUCUAAAGGUUUUUAAAUAUGUGAAAACACAAUAAAGACUUUUUUCACAUCUAGGUUUCCCCAUCUGUAUCAGGAAAACAGAAAGCUGAGCUUCAGCUACUGUUUGUUCGGCUUGUUUCUGGGUACACUGAAUGUAUUCAUGAUGGGUUUUCUACUCUGAGCUGAGUGAGGACACACAGCAAUGGCAGCAAUCAUAUUAAAGCAGUCUAGAACUUGUGCUCUAAAGUUAUGAUGAGGAGAAAAAGAGGAAGAAUGCAUUACAGUGGGUCACAUAUCAAUGACAUGAUAUGUACUCUAUGUACGCUCCUUACAGCUCCAUUCGGGCUCGACCAAGGAGGAGUAAUGCUUCUCUUAUAAUGCGUCGACUAGAGGAGGUGUCCCUACAACCUGUGUCCCCACCUCCACCCCUAACAGAGGACAUCGACCCUCCAGGACUGCCGUCCUAUGAGCAAGCAAUAGCAAGAAGUGGACAACAUGACGCCCCACCUCCUCCUUAUCCCGGGUAACUGCAUAUUUAUGAAGUUUGUCAUAAGUUAUAAAUGUGUGCAUAUGAUCCAUGAUGUAGUCAUAGACACGAGAAUGAUCUUAUCUUUUUUUACUUUUAGCUCAAGAGCUGGAAGUAUUCGGCGGUAGAAUCUUCAGGACGUGUUUUCAGCGCGUCUGUCAACAUAAAACAUGCAACUCACUUUUUGUUGCUGUGCUGCAUAUCUGGAAAACAUGAUUUUCAUCAUCCCAAGAUUGAAAGACCUUUUGGUGCCUUGCGGUUUUUGCUCUGGCUAAACUACCUUUUCAAACAUUUGUAUUAUCUUUGGGCUGUCAGUGUGUCUUUUCUUCAGCAGUCUAACAUGCUUUUUCUUGAACCAGCUUGUGCCAAUACUGACUAUCUUUCACAACUGCGGUUACACUCUGUAAAGUAACCAUAUCCUUGUGUUGAAUAAGCUUUAUUAAACCUAGUUUGCUGCUCUUUUUUAGCUGAAAAUGAAGAAUCAUCAACAUGAACAUCAGAGCUUCAUGUUUAAAAAGAAUAUUUGAGUCUUUCGGGAUGCUUUCUUUUGAUGCACCAUUAAAGGGUCGGGAGUAAGAUCAGGGUUAUGUUUUAUUGCAUGAUAAGUAUUAAUGUCAAAUGAAGAUUGACAGCUGUGCAUGUCUGUACAGCUUCCUGUCUCCAUCAGAAGGAAAAAGAAACUGCAAAACUGAAUUUUCUGACAGUGUGGUGUUUUUUCACAAAGACCAUAUUUAACGGUUAACACAAGUGUUUUUGAUGCACUGUCUGACUAUACUACUUCAUUUAGUUAAUGUUGAUCUGUAGUUUUUUUCAGCUGUUCAUCAAUUCUACUGUAAUUUUAAUUUAAAUAAAAGCUGUCUAAUUAUGAUGUGUAACAUAUAAAGAACAAAAUAAAAAAGACUUCAGAGAAAGUUUUACAACAUUUUACAUUUCCAGGAAAGAACAUUUACAGUCAAAAGAGAAAAUAAUUCCUGUAACACUUGUAUCAGCUAAACAGAGUUAUAUUUCUAUUCUAAAUGUAGAUGCUGGGGAAAAGAGUUUAUAAUAUAUCUAAAAAAUAUCCUGGAAUUUGUUUUGAUUAUUCAAAGUUAAUGGGCAAUUUGCAACACAAGAUAAGUUAAAACCAUGACAUGUGUGUGAAUUUACUUGCUUUUCAAAGCUGAUCGACUGUUUUCUACUGGAAAUGAAAAUCUUUUUAUUGAAAUUUUUAAAUAAAAGCGAUAUUUUAAUAUUU